UGGCUGGGUUUCCUGGCACCUGCAUGUGGGCAUCAUGGCACUCUUAACACCCCAGGGAGUGAAGAAAGUCUUCCAGUUCCAGAAGCCAGAAGGGCGGGAGUACUUGCGGAAACUGCUCAACUGGGGAGAAUUUGACGAGGUCAGAGACUCCCGCACCAGCAUCCUGCUGGACACCCUCUAUGACAGCCUCAUCUUUGCUGUGGGCAAAGGCUUCCCAUGGACAAAGGUUGCAUUGGUGGUCAGGUUCACUGAAGAGCUGCUCCAGGAAACCAAAGGUUGCUCCAUCACUGAGGCUAUAAUCGUCCUAGCGAACAAGCUCAGGGACUACCAGGAGCAAUUCAACAUGAUCCAUCUGCUGGCCCUCUGUGACUACUUCCACAAUACCUUCCUCCGCCACUACAAACUCUACCAGUAUGUCCUGGGCCAGGAUCAGGACGUCAACCUGAGCAUCGCCUACCUGGAUGUGUGCACCCCGCCCCAGCCCCUCCCGCUGUCUCAGGGCGUGGACCAGGAAGUCUGGAAACAUGAGCAGCAGGUGGCUGAGCUGGAUGCAGCACAGGUGCAGAAGCGCACCAACGUACUGCUCCUGAAGGAGGCACUGAAGCUGGAGAGAGAGCACAGGCUGCAGAAGAUGUUCUCAGGGGUACUGCAGCAGCAGCAGCAUGAGGGUCUGAGGAAAGAGCCCUGUUUACCAGACGUAUCCCGUCUCCUCCAGGAGUUAGAGAACCUCAUCAAUGAGGCCAUUCACAUCCAGAUCGAGUGCCUGAAGGAGCUGCUUCAGUAUGAGAUACAGAUAACCUUUGAUAUUCUGGACCUGAAACUUCAGAAAAAGACUUUAAAUCUCAAUGCUCCUGUUCCCUUCCCACUCUCAAUCAUGGGUCAACCACAACAGGAUGAACUGCUGAAGUCCACCAAAGCCAGCAAAGGGAAGAAAGGCAAAGCAAAGAAAUAGAAGGUCCCUGGUGCCCACUGACCCAUGACUCCAAGGAAGAGCCACUGGCAGGAGGUAUACAUGAGAACUCAGUACUCAAUGUAGCAGAGAUAUCUGGUUAUUAAAAGAAACAAAAGAUA
Molecule: messenger RNA, 1071 nt
Organism: Erinaceus europaeus (western European hedgehog)
Lineage: Eukaryota; Metazoa; Chordata; Mammalia; Eulipotyphla; Erinaceidae
Gene: C2H8orf74
Product: chromosome 2 C8orf74 homolog
Exons: 4
Coding region: 35-952 (305 amino acids)
Source: RefSeq, a predicted model, not a curated record